AUGAAAGUCCUCGGAAUCGAUUUCAGCUGUGCUUUAGGGGCUCUUAGCAACGGCCAGUUUCCCGAGAAGGAUUGCUUGCUUCCACUUAUUUCCACGCUCCUCGGCUACGCCAUCGUCGCCGCUUCCACCACCGUCAAACUCCCUCAGAUAUUAAAGAUUUUGGAAAAUGGAAGUAUCAGAGGUCUUAGUAUCUUGUCCUUUGAGCUUGAACUAGUUGGUUACACGAUUGCUUUGGCAUAUUGUCUUCAUGGAGGGCUUCCCUUCUCAGCUUAUGGGGAACUGGCUUUUCUUUUGAUCCAAGCUCUAAUAUUAGUUGCCAUUAUGUACUAUUACUCCCAACCUGUGAGCAUCAAAAGAUGGAUGACGGCAUUACUAUAUUGUGGUAUAGCACCAACCAUAUUAGCAGGUCGAAUUGAUCCUGUUCUAUUUGAAGCUCUAUAUGCAUCACAACAUGCAAUUUUUCUCUUUGCCAAGAUCCCGCAGAUAUGGCAGAACUUUUCUAACAAAAGUACAGGGGAGCUCAGCUUCUUAACGAACUUUAUGAACUUUGGAGGUUCUAUGGUGAGAGUUUUCACCAGCAUCCAAGAACAAGCUCCAAAAAGUGUUUUGUUGGGCUCUGUACUUGGUGUUGCAACAAAUGCCAUCCUCCUGAGUCAGAUACUUAUAUACCAAAAGCCAAAAUCUCGUGCUGAGAAGGAGAAGAAAACGGAGUAGAAGAAUGAUGCCUCCAGAUAUAAAUAGCUUUGCUUCAGUAGGAUUCAACAGUUGCAGCAAGCGAGCCAGUGUUUCUACGGGUGGUCACUACCAGUUACUAGAAAGAAGACGACAAUAUUCAUCUAUUUGAUAGUCUUCUCAUAUGAACCUUGGGUUUAUUUUGUUUUUGCCAAACAGUGAAUGAUGGUGGAUUCCUCCUUUACUUCUUUUCCUUUUUCAAAGUUCGAUGUAGUUUCCUUCUUUUGUCGCUUUAA
Rosa rugosa (rugosa rose) is the source of this 968-nucleotide messenger RNA. Its product is annotated as mannose-P-dolichol utilization defect 1 protein homolog 2. The transcript has 8 exons. The record is from RefSeq and is a predicted model, not a curated record. Bases 1 to 714 code for a protein of 237 amino acids. NCBI's taxonomy places the organism in Eukaryota, Viridiplantae, Streptophyta, Magnoliopsida, Rosales, Rosaceae.